CUGGCAGCGCAUGGGAGAAGGUUGUCGCUGCUCACAUCAACUGAUAGUGUGACAGUGUGGAUAAGGCAGGACCCAUUAGCCAAGGAUAGGAGGACAAGUCACUGAGUUGAGCAUCGUGUUUACUACUUGGGUAUAGCCUUUGGAUCUUACCCUAUAUUCGUCUAUUGGAUAUAUCUCCGCCAUAAUAUAGGUACAAUGGUGCAAUCAAUAUCAUCAAAUGUUAGACAUUUUGUCUUUAGAUUCACAAACGUGUGGACUUUAUUAUUGUGGAUUACAAUAGCAUUUGCCAAGGAUUCGAAAAUAUCAUUAUAUAAACCGCCCGUGGGCAGUCCCUGCAAGUUCCCGGUGGCGCAGCAGACUUAUGUUAGAGACUCCAAAGACUGUAGCGUGUUUUACACGUGUUUCGGGAACCGCUCGUGGAAGUUGUCGUGCAGUACCCCCUACACUGUCUGGUCCCUCAAAUACAAGGUAUGUGUCUGGAAGCAUUCUCCUUAUGAUGAUUGUGAUAUACCCGACGGUGGAUUGACCACGCCGUCUCAACUUCGACGAUCACAACGACCCCAACCCCCAACUCGACGGCCUGAAACCAAGGGUCCUUUCACCCCUCCCCCUACCUAUAGACGUCCUACUACCACCAUCAAACCCCGAACAUGGCGUCCAUUGCCCACCGAUAAGCCCACCAGGGUUCCAGUAACUUGGAGACCUACCUCUCGACGCCCGACCACACGCUGGGUGACAAGGCGGCCCCCGAUAAGGAAAUCAACGCGGAAACCUACUUCUCGUAAACCCGUAACACAACAGCCGCUUGUUAGAUCUACACCCCGACGUCCUUCGACUUGGAGACCCACCACACGCAGAACUCCUUUCACACCACCAACAAGUCGAAGACCUUUCACAAGGCGCCCUACUUCCAAACCCACUACCCGUCGACCAACGACCCGUCGACCAUUUACCCGUCGACCAUCAACCCAUCGACCAUUAACCCGUCGACCAUCAACCCAUCGACCAAUUACCCGUCGACCAACAACGCGUCGACCAUUUACGCGAAGACCCACGACCCGACGUCCAAGAACCAGGAGACCCACUUCUCGGCGUCCAGUGUGGAGGCCAACAACAAAACGCCCAACAUGGCGCCCUGUGACUAGACGCCCUACAACUACUGCCCCUAGAAGAUCAACGUGGGCACCGUGGACAAGACCCCCUCUUACGUGGUGGCCGACAAGGAGACCCUCCAAGCCAUGGUUGAAUGGAAUCACCACACAGUGGCCAACAAGGCCUGUUUAUACAUCGCCUCGGACUACACCAACCACUACAACUACUACUCCUUCUACCACAACGACUACACCAACCACAACGACUACACCAACCACAACUACACCGACCACAACGACUACUAUUACGACGACAACUACGACGCCCAAGUCAACAACUACAAAAACGACAACAGUAAAAACAACAACGAUGACCACGACGACACGGCGACGAGCUACGUAUAACGAACAAUGUGGAGUUAUGUCGGAACCCAUGAUCAUCGGAGGAAGUCUGUCCCAACCUCGGAAGUGGCCCUGGCAGGUGUCGCUUCAGAUCAUCGCUGCUGUGGAGCCUUGGCAUAGAUGUGGAGGCGUCCUUAUACACCCCCAGUGGGUGCUCACUGCAGCUCACUGUGUAGAAGGUCAGUUCUAUGGAGACAUCAGGAACUGGCGAGUGGUUCUGUCCGAGGACAACCUGGAAGUGGAAUCAGGAAGGGAGAUGUACAGGAGGAUUGCCAGGAUUGUCAGUCACCCUGGCUACAUCAGAACCAGCAACUUUCCCAACGACGUCGCUAUGUUACAACUUGAUGAGCCUGUUGACGUCACUUCCGGCGAAGCUCGUGUAGCGUGCCUCCCAACGGACGAGGAACUGUCUCUGCUUGACAACUCCAAGUGUUGGAUCAGCGGCUGGGGCGAGACUAGAGGUUCUGGGGGUCAGGAGAACGCCAUGAACGAGCUGGGUGUGGACAUCCUGCCCAACUGGCUGUGUUCGUCCAUGUGGAGACGUGUGGGUAUCCACGUGCUGGACGACCAAGUCUGUGUUGGAUACGGAGAAACCGGAGCAUGUUACGGUGAUUCGGGUGGCCCUCUGAUGUGCGAGAUCGGCGGCAGGUACCACGUGACAGGGGUCAUGUCAUGGCUUAUCAACAACUGCUCCGCGCGGGGUUUCCCUAAUGUAUUCACACGGGUCACCAGCUACCUUGAUUGGAUAUACGAGAAGCUCGAGUACUACGAUUGGUGGAGAUACAACUAGUGUGUUCAUAAUAGGCGUGACGUUUCACCGUAGACAUGAUUGUGAUGUGAAUGGGCAUACUCUGUGAACGUGAAGAUGUUCACGUCGAGUAUAUCAUGUUCCGAACUUAUCCGAGUGAUGUAUACUCUCAUAGACUAAACCGGAAGCACCCCCGGUAGAACGAACAAUUGCUAUCGGGACUUCCUUCUUGUGACAUUGGAUACCUCGGACUUUAACGGGACUUUGCCGAUGUGUUCUGAAUGAAACAUUUAGUGUGUGUUCCUUCCAAGAUGAUUUGUUGCAGAUUUAUCGGUGAUCAGAUCCUGCAAUCAAGUAAUGGCGUUCCCCGGAUACAGAUUUCUUUAGAAAUAAUAUAUUUCAUAUACUUUAAAUUGGCUUCAGUAGUCGUAUGCAAGUAUUCUCCUCUCAAUAUGUCAAUUCUGAUUCUGGCAGUGGCGGCUGUAAAGAGGCCAAGACUUUGGCAAAUUGGCAGUUAUGGGAAGUUUAAUACAAGUCUAUUUUACGAUCAGAAUCUCAAUGUAAUGAUACCUUUAUUGGAACGCAUUACAUCAUCGCGACCUGCACUGGUAUUCAGACCGCGGAGCGUGUCAAUCGCUAAAUUUGCAAGGGAAGCGAAUAACCUGUGUUUUUUGUGUUCUUUUCAACAAUUGAUCAUUUUAACAGAUGGUGAGAUCUAUCAAAGGUCAACAUCCUAUCAGUCUUCCGCCAAGACGCCAUGUUGUCCUUUAAACACAAUUCGCCUUCCGUCUCCUUCACAAACUAUACAAAGAACUUUUCAUCUGUUUGUUGUGGCCUAGGCAUACGAAUACUCUGUGUGAGAGGGAGACAGUUUUCGUCACCUUCUAAUUGGUCUCAUAACAUCAUAACACAUAUACAAUAGUAAAAAAACAAUCGACUAUGCUUUGUACUUGCUGAAGUUAAAAAGAAUCAUUCUAUGCAUUGACGCCGACGCCAUUACAUCAGACGGUAACAAACUCCUCUCUAGUUCCUCGGAAUAGGUGUUAAUGGCAACUGACGUCCAUGAACUGAAAAAUAGACAAACAAUUUCACAGGAAUUUUAUCUCUUAAAUCCAAGGAUUUUAGAGUUUAAGAUUUUACCAAAUUUAGAUUUUGUUCUGAUAAGUCUUUGCUUCACCAGAGAAUAAGUAACUUUGCAGUUAACGCAGUUUUAACAGUAUUUCAGUCAGGUAAACGGACCAGCAAUUAUCUGGUAUCUUAUGAUAUAUGUUGUUUAACGCCGCACUUAGCAAUAUUCUAGCUACAUAGCCGCGUAAAUAAUCGAAUCCGGAUCCGACAAAGCGGUGAUUGAUAUUAUGAGCAUCAUCCCACGCCGUCGGGACACUAUGACACGCAUUUAGUCACCAAGCCAGACCACCCGAUCCAUUUAUUCAUAUUAAAAGGCUGGCAUAGGUUCGUGGGGAACUAUUCUCACCCAGAAUCUCCACGGGUCUCGCCUGUCAUAACUUCCUCUUAAAUUAUUUUCUUUGCUAAACAAUUAAAAGUUGAUUCCGAGGACAGGUGAUCAGAUUGUUACAGCCUUAAUAUGUGCAUAGUGUAUUGAGGAGAACUGUCUUUGUUUGCCUCCAUUCAUCAGUCACCAAUGAUCUCGCUGUAUAUCUCUAGCUGCUCAGUGUCUAUAGUGUACAUACGGUGAUGUAAAUAGCACCAGAGUGUACAUACAACAUCUAUAUUUAUAUAAAGUAUUGCGUAUAUGUGCAGGAGAUAUGAUGGUGUAAGAACUUCAGAGAAUACCAGUGCUGUAUGCCUUAUGACAUUGUUUCAAGUAGAAAUGUUAUGGACAAUAACACUGCCAGUCUCCUGUCUGAGAUUUGGUUCAGGGGAAACAUAUUUCAUCGAAAUAUUUCCAAAUGCAGCACCUGCACAUGUUUUUUAAUUCAUUUCCUGCGAAAAAGGUAACCAUAUUUCCGUGAGUGAAUUGAAUUAAACGUAGCAUCGGCAAUAUGCCAGUCACAUUGCAACGACUGUCAAACUUCAGUGAUAUGUUGUUUUCUUGUAUAUUUGUAUAUAAGAUGAAUUCUAUUAUUAUUAAUUGUGAUUUUGUAAAAUUUUUAUAUUUCUAUACGAUGUUAUGAUAUAUUGAUUUGUAAAGAUGUGUAAAGGUGUGUAAUA
Molecule: messenger RNA, 4413 nt
Organism: Haliotis rufescens (red abalone)
Lineage: Eukaryota; Metazoa; Mollusca; Gastropoda; Lepetellida; Haliotidae
Product: mucin-2-like
Exons: 6
Coding region: 196-2283 (695 amino acids)
Biological process (GO): proteolysis
Cellular component (GO): extracellular region
Molecular function (GO): chitin binding; serine-type endopeptidase activity
Source: RefSeq, a predicted model, not a curated record